Molecule: messenger RNA, 1529 nt
Organism: Pelagomonas calceolata
Lineage: Eukaryota; Pelagophyceae; Pelagomonadales; Pelagomonadaceae
Source: the annotation of a GenBank genome assembly
UCGGGUUUUCCCGCGUUUUCCGGACGCGUCGCUUGAGGUUUCUCACCGCACGUGUACCAGAGGCGUGUUUACGAAAAGAGAGCACGGCCAGACGAUCUCGAGCCAAAAUCGCCCGAGGUCAGCUGCCGCGUCUCCGCGAGGCCAGACGUAUAGCUCGUCGCACCGCUGCAUCCGGGUGGCCUCUCCGAGCCGCCGGUUUCAAAACCUGAGAGCUACCUGCGUCCACCGGGGGGCUAGGAGCCACGCCAGCGAGCCCAAAGAGAAAGCGCACGCGCUGGCGCUAAGACGAUAGCACCACUCAACAGUGCAUGUCUGCGGACAUCAAAUAACGGCCAGCAUGGCGCUCCUGCUCUCAGAGACGGGGAGCGACGCGUCGACGAACUCGCUGCCGCGGGCGGACUCGUUGGUCGACGAGCCGGGCGCCUUCGAGGGGCCCGAGAAGACGCUGGAGGUCUGCUUUCUACCCGGUGCUGGUGAUAUCAGAGGCUGCCGCGGCCUGACGCGGGCGCAGCUCGAUUGUAUCCUCGAGGAGGCGCGGUGUACUAUUUUAUCAAGGAUGUCCAACGCGCACUUAGAUGCGUAUGUCCUGAGCGAAUCGUCGUUAUUUGUCUACGCUCAUAAAGUAGUGGUGAAGACCUGCGGCCGCACGACUUUACUGAGAUGCUUAAGACGCUUAGUGCAGGAGGCGACCUCGACGCUAGGCUUGCAAUUAGAAUGGGUCGGCUACUCCCGAAAAAACUACUGCUUCCCCGACGACCAGGUGGCGCCGCACGGCUGCUUCGAAGAUGAGCUGAGAUAUCUCAAGGCGCACCAGGGCGACGCCGAAAAAGUGUUUGAUGGGAGCGGCUACGUCCUCGGGCCGUUAACCGGAGACCACUGGUUCGUCUACGUGUCGGACCAGUGUGAGCGGCCGGCGUCUUCCGCUACCGAAAGGACCGUGAACGUCAUGAUGUUCGACUUGCCCGAGGACGUGCGGAGGCACUUUCACCUGCAGGGCGACGAGGACUCCGAUUUAAGGGCGGCUGGUCGGGCAAUGACGCAAAGAAGUGGCCUCAAAGCGCUCAUACCAGGUAAGGUCGACGACCACGCCUUCGCGCCGUGCGGCUACUCGCUGAACGCCUUGUCGUUCGAGUCGUACACUACUGUCCACGUCACUCCCGAAGCGUCCUGCUCCUACGCGUCCUUCGAGACGAACACGGCCCUGAAGUCGUAUGGCAGUUUGGUGAAGAACGUGCUGGCGGUCUUCCGGCCGAAGCGCGUCGUACUCACACUCUUCGCGGACGAAGCUGGCUUGCGCGAGCUGCCGCGGUCGGCGCUCUUCGACGGCCAGCCGCGCUUGGACGUGUCGGGCUCGACGUAUGUUAGGGAGAACCUUUCUUCCACACAAGUCGAGCACGACUGCGUCUGCAUGAUGGCGAACUACACGCUCAAAAGACCGGGCGCGUCGCGGACGGCGACGCCAUCUAGUCCCCUGCGGCCGCGCAUCGGCUCGCUCCAGUAGGGCGCGCCCCGCCGCAACGGCAACACUC